CUCAAGUUGAUUCUGAUCCGACGUUAACUCUUCUGCUUUGAGAUUCGACGACUCAAACCAGGACUGAGUCAGCGAACUAUCGCUCCACACCUUGGCAGAUUGUAGUCUACUGAAUUGGCUUUCCGUCCCGUUCCUUUUCCAAGUCAAUAUGGAAAGUUCCCACACGUACACGAUCGAGAAGUAUUCACGCUUGUAUCCUGGAACGUCAGGUACCGGCGAUUCCACCGGAUGGGUAUUUCUGGCUGACAAGCCUAUGGGUGUUACUAUUACGGAGAACAAUACAGGUGGGGGCAUGUUGAGGGUUUUUGUUAUGGUGCCCAAAACGGUGGAGCUGGUAGGUGGAAUGAUGCAUUUGCGAGUACCCGAACGACUACCCAACUGUUGCGCAGGAGAUGCAUGAUUUAUCAAAAGAACGAAUCGAAGCGGCACGGCUGAUUGUGUUACAAAAGGAUUUAGUCAUCUAUGUCAAGUACAGUGCGGACAACGUGAGUUCUGAGCAUCUGAUCCGUUGCAUCAUGUCGUUUAAUCAGUGGGUGUCAUGUAGGGCGCUAUUCGCAGGUUUCAGCUGAAAUUUCGGCAAGAUACCGAUCGAGCGUCAUGUGCGACUGUUCUGUCCCGUUUCGUAGCUGUGAAGUCGAUACAACCUACCGCAUCCCGGCCGCUGGCCAUUCAAACACAAGCUGGGUUAUCUGCUGGCAUAUCUGAAAUGUCUCCUAUUCACCUAUCUCCUACCACUUCAUGCGAAGUAAGCUAUGAACACCCCCGAACUUCUAAACUACAUGGAUUGCGCUUACCAACGCCCGUAUCCCCGCUGUCGACGGCAACAAAUGUCGACACGUCAACUUCAACUGGACGGGCCUUGGAUUACUUUAACCAGCCUUCAGCCGUUUGCUCGAAUAGACCAUCUUUGGGAUCGACACUGGAGUGUAGCUUGCCUUUGAUGUCCACUGUCACCCCGCAGUCAUGUUCGAAUGAUAUCCUACAUGCGUCCACAUCGGGAUCUCCUGACGCACAGAAAAAUCAUACAUGUAUUCCGUCGAUUGCGUGCCUCAAGAAUGCAAAUUCUACCGCUCAUAAUGAGGCAACUGGGAGCCAUGCAUUGCAGGCUGCGUGUUCGCAUUCGAAGGCUUCACCACAGCUGUCUGACAUUCCAGUUCAGCAAGGAAAAAUAGUUCAGGCGGCUGCAACGGAAUAUGCUCAGAUAACAAAGACACUGGACAAUGUCUUUGGUGAAACUGGAACGAUCAAUCUAGAUUACCUGUCCGAUGCCGGUCUAUGCUCUCUACUUCGCAAAAUUAUGCAGAACAAAGAGUUUCAAACCCUAUUAACCCGGAUAGAUUUUGACGGUCUUAAAGAGGUAUUGGACACAUAUGAUAGCCUGUGAUUACUUGUACCUAUUGUUUUUAUUUUGCACGCUGAAUUAGAUAGACGAGUAGUACUUUUAAGUUUAACAGGUUGUUUUUAGAUAUUCAAUGACCAGCAAUAUAGAAUAUGGCUUGGUUUUAUU
This is a messenger RNA of Spizellomyces punctatus DAOM BR117, 1507 nucleotides long. RefSeq lists its product as uncharacterized. The record is from RefSeq and is a predicted model, not a curated record. The coding region runs from base 707 to 1384 and encodes 225 amino acids. The transcript is spliced from 3 exons. NCBI's taxonomy places the organism in Eukaryota, Fungi, Chytridiomycota, Chytridiomycetes, Spizellomycetales, Spizellomycetaceae.